This is a messenger RNA of Salvelinus sp. IW2-2015, 2358 nucleotides long. Its product is annotated as fidgetin-like protein 2. The record is from RefSeq and is a predicted model, not a curated record. NCBI's taxonomy places the organism in Eukaryota, Metazoa, Chordata, Actinopteri, Salmoniformes, Salmonidae.
GCCUGCUCAAAGACACGCAGCCUGCAAAGCCAAUCAAAAUGGUUGAUCACUGCACCAACGGAAACCACUGCACUAAUGUGCGUGUGUGAGUGUGUAUGCGGUUGUUUGUAUGUGUGUGUGUGUUCGUGUUAGAAUGAGUAGAGUGGGGGUCUCACACACAGAGCCCCGUACAGAGGGACAACAAUGAUCCCAGUGAGAGAGCAGGACAGAGGGGAGCGGGGCGGCUGAUAGGGGCUUAUCGCCCUGGAGACCAGGCCAGGGGCUGUGUUGUUCAUGACGAUUAGGCAUGGAGGAGCUCAGAACACAAGAUCUGUUGAAGAUGCACUGGUCUCCGGAGCACGCGGCCCCCCUGUCCCAGUGGCCUGAGCAGCACCUGGAUGUGUCUUCCACCACCUCCCCUCCCUCUGCCCACAAACACGACUCACGUGGUUACACCACUGCAGCCGGAUACCCCUGGGCCAGCGACGACAUCUCUGCCCUCACCGCCUCUUCCUUGUUAAAACGCUAUGCCGAAAAGUACUCAGGCCUGGAGCUGCCCUACGAAAGGCCUGCCCCAGGGGCUUACUCAGAGCUUGGGACCUUCCUGAAGAGUGAGACUGAGCCCUGGGCCCUGGGGCAGGGCAUGGAGUGUUACCCUGCGCUGGAGGCCCUGGCAGCAGGGGCCAAAGUGGGAUCAGCAUCAGUGGGCCUCCCUGGCACGGGCAGUGUGACGGUGGUGAACAGUAACUUGACCUCUGACCCUGGGUAUAGUGGUGGUGGCUCCUGUAAUGGCCCCCCCUCUCAGGACUACCCCCUCUCCUACAACAGCACCUACCUCUCCUCAGGAUACUGCCUCCAGCCCGGCUCAGCACUUCCCCCAGCCUCUCUGCAAACCACCCCCAUCCUGGUGUCCAGCUACAACCCUACCAACCCUGUAUACAACUACCCGCCAGGCUGCUACCCCCACCUCCAGACCAGCCUGGCAGCCAGCUACAGCCACAGCCACCCCAGUGCCUCCUACCUCCCCUCUGGGCUGAGCACCCCUACCCCCCUGACCCCCCGGUCCACCAUGGAGGGGGGCAGCUAUGGCUACCCCAGUCACAGCCUAGGGGCCGGCUCUGAGACAGGAGGGCCGCUGAAACGCAAGGCCUUUGAGAUGGCGGAAGAGGGGGAGGAGGGAGGAGGAGAUGGCUCACGGUACAGGAAGUACGGCAACGGCCACAGCAAGAGCCACGGCAAUGGUCACGGCAACGACUACGACAUAGCGGGCUCAGAAGUCCAGGCCUACAAGCCCGGCAAGCCUCUGGUGUCGCCUCCUUAUGGUGGGCAGGGGGAGUACAGCCCCUCCUCAGGCCUAGGGGGGGAGAGUGGGGGAGGAGGGGAACAUGGCUUCCCCCAUCAGAGGCUGGCCAUGAAGAUGCCUGUGUCACAUGCACGAUCUGAGGACCCAACUGGAGGACGCUAGUUCAGGCACUUGAAAGGAAAACUCUCUGGGGGUCCCUCGGUUUUAUUGUUAUUUGAAAACCAAGUAGAGUACUUACUCUGACAAAAACUGGGGGCAAUAAUAAUUGGAUUUUGCAAUGAGAGGUCAUGUGAUCUAACCAGAAAGGAGAGAAAAUGGCAAAUGACUUGAAUCCGCCUCCUAUCUUAUAUCAUUUUCAUUCUUAGAUUUUCUCCAGAGUCAAGGGGCACUUUGUCCUGUAUGGGUAUGGUGGGGUGGUGUGAGGACAGAGGGAGGGAUCUAGAUGGAUAGGGCUAAAUCAGGCAGUCAAUGGAUUACCGACCGCUUCUCUCAGGAUCCUAUUUAUUUCCCAAUCUGCUACGACAGUGACAUUGCAAUGUUGUUGUUUUGAAGCGUUGCUCUCUUAAUUGGAGUGGCCACUUGAUAUGGAAAGGACGUUUGACUCUAUUACCUCCUACAGCACCAUAAGAAUCAUAACCUUUCAGACCAAAAAGUAGAGAAGAACAUAAUUGAUGUGAUGUACUUUAAUAACAUGACACCACGAGCACAAAGACAGCUCUUCUGAGGCUUGGUGCCUCUAUACAACUCGCUUUGAAACGAAUGUCCCCCUCUCCCCCCUUCCCUUUUCCCUGUUUUCUUUUGACAGUGUUUCUAUGUUAUUUCUCCAUCUUUCUCUCCAUUUUCACCAUGUUUUCCCGUCCCUGCUUUUUCUCAGUUUGUUUCACUCACUCACUCUUUUUCUUUUUCUGUUAAAGCUGCAAUAUGUAACUUUUUGGGCAACCUGACCAAAUUCACAUAGAAAUGUGAGUUAUAGAUAUGUUAUUCUCAUCGAAAGCAAGCCUAAGAAGCAGUAGAUCUAUUCUAUGUGUGCUAUUUCUAUACUUCCCGUUCUUUAGUUUUUGCUUCUUUUACUUUCG